This is a messenger RNA of Malania oleifera, 3315 nucleotides long. RefSeq names its product multiple C2 domain and transmembrane region protein 14. Bases 163 to 3180 code for a protein of 1005 amino acids. The record is from RefSeq and is a predicted model, not a curated record. The transcript has a single exon. NCBI's taxonomy places the organism in Eukaryota, Viridiplantae, Streptophyta, Magnoliopsida, Santalales, Ximeniaceae.
CCUUUCAAUUCUUAAACCCCACCAGGGGCUCCUCACCUUCCCAAAAGCAAAAGCAGCAAGCAGAGCCAACUCCUUGCUUCUUUCAACCAUUUUUUCUCUUAAUUUUACUACUCUCAAACGCUGAAAUUUCAUAUUUUUUAUUUUUAAGUUGCUAUCGCGAGAAUGGAUGAAAAUUGCAGCAGAAAGCUUGUGGUUGAAGUAUGUAAUGCGAGAAAUUUGAUGCCCAAGGAUGGUCAGGGCACCGCCAGUGCCUACGUGAUCGUCGAUUUCGACGGUCAAAGGCGACGGACGAAGACCAAGUUUAGAGAUCUGAACCCGCAAUGGGAUGAGAAAUUCGAGUUCUUGGUCCUUGAUUCGGAGUCGAUGGCCGACGAAAGCUUGGAACUCAAUGUCUAUAACGAUAAAAAGACUGGUAGUCGGAGAGGCACUUUCCUUGGCAAAAUCAAGAUCCCCGGCAGUAGUUUUGCUCAGUCUGGAACUGAAACUCUGGUUUACUAUCCGUUAGAGAAGAGGAGCGUGUUUUCUCAGAUUAAAGGCGAGAUUGGAGUUAAAAUUUUCUAUGUUGAUGAGAAUCCGCCGGUUUCUGAAGCAUCGGCGCCGUCGGAGGAGAAAUCUGAGGUCGCGCCAUCGACGGCUGCGACAGAGGAGAAAUCUGAGGCCGCGUCAUCCCCGGCGGCGACGGAAGAGAAGAAGAUAGAGCAAAAAGCAGAGAACCAAGAAGGAAAAACAGAGGAGAAGAAAGAUGAAAAGGCAGAGGACGAGAAAAAAGAGAAAACAGAGGAGAAGAAAGUGGAAGAAGGAAAAUCCAUAGAGGAAUCCAAGGCAGAAGAGAUGCUGGCAGAAAAAUCGAAAUCAGAGGAAGCUCAAGCGCCGCGGCCUCCUCCGACUGAGGUGGAGCUUCUUCAGGUGACGCGCCCGGAUCUCGGCGUGAAAGACAUGAAGUUUCGAUCACUGGCAGACGAUCGGAGCCGCAGCGGAUAUGAUCUCGUCGAUUGCAUGCCGUUUCUGUACGUACGAGUUGUAAAGGCCACAGGGGUAAAAGAGGAAGCUGGAUCCUCAGCAUUUGCGAAGCUUGUGGUCGGAACUCGCACCAUUCGAACUAAAAGCCAAAGCGGCAAGGAUUGGGAUCAGGUCUUCGCUUUCGACAAAGAAGCCUUGAACUCCACGUCCUUGGAGGUGUCCGUUUGGACGGAGAAGAAGGACGCCGAUCCGGGUACGGAAACUUCUUUAGGAACGGUGUCGUUUGAUCUGCAGGAAGCACCGAAGCGAGUGCCGCCGGAUAGUCCACUCGCUCCGCAGUGGUACACCCUGGAAGGAUCGCCGGGGGAAAUUGACGUAAUGAUUGCUGUGUGGUUUGGGACUCAGGCGGACGAAGUGUUUCAGGAGGCCUGGCAAUCGGAUUCCGGCGGGUUGCUACCGGAGACCCGAGCCAAGGUUUACCUGUCCCCGAAGCUGUGCUACUUGAGACUAACGGUCAUCCAGACCCAAGAUUUGCAGUUGGCUUGGGUAUCCGAGCCUAAGGUGCGGGGCCCAGACCUGUACGUGAAGGCCCAGCUGGGCUCUCAGGUUUUCAAGACGGCUAGAACGUCUCUCUGCUCAUCCAGCUCAGCUAAUCCAACGUGGAAUGAGGACAUACUGUUCGUGGCAGCCGAGCCGUUCGAGCCGUUUCUGGUGGUAUCGGUGGAGGAUGUGACCAACGGACAGCAAGUGGGCCACGCCAAGAUCCACGUGCCCAGCGUUGAUAGGAGGAUAAGCGAUGAAACAGAACCAACAUCCAGAUGGUUCAACCUAAUUUGCGGCGAGGGCGACCGUUAUGCAGGAAGGAUACACGUGCGAGCGUGUCUAGAAGGGGGAUAUCACGUGCUGGACGAGGCCGCGCACGUGAGCAGUGACGUUCGAGCAGCGGCAAAACAAAUAGUUAAACCUGCAAUCGGAUUGCUGGAAGUUGGAAUCCGCGGGGCCACCAACUUGCUCCCUGUGAAAACAAAAGAUGGCACUCGUGGGACCACCGAUGCUUACGUGGUGGCGAAAUAUGGACCCAAGUGGGUCCGUACGCGCACGAUCCUCGACCGGUUCAAUCCGCGAUGGAACGAACAAUACACCUGGGAUGUAUACGAUCCCUGCACCGUUCUCACACUGGGCGUGUUUGAUAACGGAAGAUACAAGCAAGAUACACCUGGCACUGGCAAGGCGGGUAAAGAUCUGAGAAUCGGGAAGCUACGUGUACGGCUGUCGACGCUCGACACAAAUCGGGCGUACGUAAAUUCAUAUCCCCUUACAGUGCUGCUUCCGGGGGGGGCCAAGAUGAUGGGUGAAAUUGAAAUAGCCGUGCGAUUCACGUGCCCCUCGUGGCUUAGCCUCAUUCAAGCGUAUGCUACCCCGGUGCUCCCUAAAAUGCACUACGUACGCCCGAUGGGUCGGGCGCAGCAAGAUGUCCUGCGCUACACGGCCAUGAGAAUUGUCACGAGCCGACUCGCCCGGACCGAACCAGCGCUGGGUCAGGAAGUGGUUCAGUUCAUGCUGGAUUCCGAUACGCACGUGUGGAGCAUGCGGAAAAGCAAGGCCAACUGGUUCAGACUCCUAGCUUGCUUGUCGAGGGCAGCGAGCUUCGCCCGGUGGCUCGACGGGGUGCGGAAGUGGGUGCACCCGCUCACCACGGUUUUGGCGCACGGUUUACUCUUGGCUCUUGUGUUUUACCCGCAUCUGCUGCUGCCUACAUUGUUCAUGUACGCCUUCUUGAUCUUGGCCCUACGAUUCAGAUACCGACCCAGGGCCCCACUCAGCAUCGACCCGAGACUGUCCUACGUGGACGCUGUGGGGCUUGACGAGCUUGACGAGGAGUUUGACGGGUUCCCGACCAAUCAACCUUUGGAUCAAGUUCGGGUCCGGUACGAUCGGUUACGGGCGCUGGCGGGUCGGAUCCAGACCCUGCUUGGCGACAUUGCGGGCCAAGGCGAGCGACUGGAGGCUGUGUUCAACUGGCAUGACCCAAGAGCCACCGGGAUAUUUGUUGUCUUCUGCCUGUUUGCGUCGUUGAUGUUUUACGCGGUGCCGUUCAAGGCUUUUGCGUUGGGGUCGGGAUUGUACUACUUGCGCCACCCGAGGUUCCGCGGCGACAUGCCGUCGAUUGCGCUCAACUUUUUCCGGCGACUUCCGUCAUUGGCGGACCAAAUUCUGUAGAUGUGCUGGAGCCGGGGUUCACUAAUUUUAAUUCCUGGUGCGAGUCAGUGCAAUAUUUUCUUUUUCUCAUUAAUUGUUUGUUUUCUAAAAUUUGGUUAUAUGAAAGAUGUGAAAUGAAUUUGAUUUCGCCACCAA